ACCGUGUUUCUAAAUAGCUCGAAUGUGGGUUGUUGCCAAACAAGCCAUCAUAUGGUAGUUAUCACUCUUUGUUUAUCAUGCGCUCGUGAACAUGAACAAAGGGUCUUUUAACUGUGCUGUGUUGAAUCUACAUUGCGACAAUCAGCGUACAGUUUUUAGAACGAUGUGACAAGUGAGCUAGGAUUAGAUUUGACAUGACUUUCAUUUUUUAUUGUGCUAUUGUUUAAUUUAGUAAUUUUAAAGAGGUUUUAAAAUACUACGGUAGUUUCAUUUUAGAGAUAAUUUAUAUCUCGUCAGCUAUGGAUGAACGGAAAGCAGAUGAAUCAUCUUGGUUUGGCCGAACCGCUAAAUUAAUUCAAGAGAGAUUUAAAUCCCACAACAAGAACUUCGAGAGUGAUCUGGAAACGGAACAACAGUACAAAGAACGAUGGCGAUCGAUUUACAUUAUUUACUUUACAAUGUUUUUAAUUUCUUUGGGGUUCAGUAUUAUAGUUACCGGAGUAUGGCCCUACUUGGACAAACUUGACCCAACUGCUGGUAAAGAAUUCAUGGGUUAUAUCGUGGCGGCCAACCCCUUUGGUCAAAUGUUAUUUUCACCGUUGGUGGGUUGGUGGAGUAACAGAUUGGGUUCAAUUCGAAUACCUCUUUUAGCCUCAUUGGCGCUUUUUACAACAACUAGCAUUAUUUACUCGUCUUUGGAGUUGUUCGACGAACACAGGAAACACUGGAUGUUAUGGACAAGAUUCCUGGUGGGGGUUAGUUCAGCUAACAUUGCUGCUUGUCGGUCAUAUCUAUCGGCAGCGACACGGGUCUCUGAACGCACGAAAGCUGUUUCGAUGAUAUCGUUAGCCCAAGUGUUGGGUUUUAUUGUAGGCCCUGCCAUUCAAGCCGCGGUUGUUCCCUUAGGCGAUGAAGGAUUUUGGUUGAUUCCCCAUAAAUUGAAACUCAACAUGUACACAGCUUCGGGAUGGAUUAACGUAAUUUUCUCGCUCUUCAAUAUGUACCUGUUUUUGCCACACGUGUUCAAAGAACAUAAAAUUGCCGGUAGAGAAGCUAUGUUGAAGCAAGGAAAGAAUAACGAAAAAGAUACGUGGAAACAACACAGACCUAACUAUUUCGCUACUUGGACUUUAAUAGUAGCAUUCUUUGUGAUAGUUUUUAACUUUAUGUUAUUGGAAACAUUGGGAACUCCACUUACUAUGGACCAGUUUGCUUGGUCGAAAGCUGAUUCGCUUAAAUACAUGGGUAUUUUAAUGUCUGUGGGGGCAGUUCUAGCAAUCAUUACUUUCGCCUCAAUUUCACCUCUUUGUAAGAAAUUUUCCGAAGUGAAGGUGAUGAUAUGGGGAGGAUUUCUUUUCAUGGUUUUGGGUCGUGCAAUUUAUAUACCGUUUAAUAAUGAUCCACCAGUCAUGUACGACUCGGAAUUGAAAUUGAAUAUGACCUUAAUUUGUGAUAAGGUUUUAUACAAUCGACCAAACAAUGAAUAUGACUUUAAUCUAAACGAAACUAUCUGGAAUUUAAAUAAAAAUUCCUUGGAUGAAGUGGCAGUCAAAAAUUUAACUUUUAAUUGUGGUGAGGAUCUCCUGGGUUGUCCAUCAAGCCAAGAAUGGUGUUCUUUCACUCCCGCGAUAACUCUCACACAGUUCAUCAUUGGUUACUUUUUGACGGCAUUUGGAUAUCCAAUUGGAGUGACUUUAAUCCAGACGAUAUUUUCGAAAUUGCUGGGUCCUAGACCACAGGGAGUUUGGAUGGGUUUAAUGACGGGCUCUGGUUGUUUAUCAAGAGUUAUGGGUCCAGUGUUCGUAACCCAUAUAUACGAAGAAUUUGGCACUGUCUGGACAUUUGGGUUAACGGCUGUGAUGAUGGUUCUUUGUCUUUUAUGGCUGUUGUAUUUUAACAAAACAUUAAUUCCAGUUGAAAUAAUACUUGAGCCGGAAGGACAAGAACUUAAAGAGAUUCAUUUGGUUAGAGUUCCACUCAGUGAAAAAGUGGAAGAUGAUUGAAGCGUCAGAGAAUAAUUUUAAACUCGUACUUACAUUCGUGGUUGUAAUUUAGUUGAGUUUGAAUGAGUUUAGACUAGUUACGAGAAUUUGGUCAGGGACAUGCUGUCAACGUACUUGCCAACAGUUUUUGUUGUUCUAGAGAAAUAACGCCAAAAAUACUUUUUCAUGGAUCUCAAGACUGAAACGCAAUCGUUAAUAUAAAAUAAGAAAAGCGAUGGAUAAGUGAUAUUUUUAGUAGUAAUUGUACUUAGAUUUUUAUAAUACUGUUAUCUACGUCUUAUACAUAUUUUUACAAAAUGAUUUUUUGCGAGCAAUAAAUAAAGUGCCGUGUAUUACAUAACUGAAUAAAUAUCGUUCUAAACUUUGGUUA
Zophobas morio is the source of this 2373-nucleotide messenger RNA. It is a transcript of the gene Cln7, whose product is annotated as major facilitator superfamily domain-containing protein 8. Gene Ontology annotation, biological process: transmembrane transport. Gene Ontology annotation, molecular function: transmembrane transporter activity. The record is from RefSeq and is a predicted model, not a curated record. The transcript is spliced from 5 exons. Gene Ontology annotation, cellular component: lysosomal membrane. NCBI's taxonomy places the organism in Eukaryota, Metazoa, Arthropoda, Insecta, Coleoptera, Tenebrionidae. Bases 300 to 2003 code for a protein of 567 amino acids.